UUCACCUGCAGAAACAAUAUGUCUGAGUAUGAAAAACAACCCACUCUGGUCCCAGUCAAACCACAAAAAAAGCUGUAACUUCCGGGUAUAUACAUAUAUGUGUAUAUAUAUAUAUAUAUAUAUAUAUAUACAUACACACACACACACAUAUAUAUACAUACAUAUAUAUAUACACGCACACAUAUAUAUAUUCAUAUUCUAGCCCUACCAUUCCAAUAACAGUCUCAGCCUAUAGAAACAAUCUGUCUGCUCCUCUGCCUCAUUUUCUCAUUUUUUCUUACACCUUCCUGUAGUCUGGUUCCCAUCCUGUCUUCCAAAUCCAUCCCACCCACUCCUCACUGCAUCAUAUUCCACUUCCUUAUCUUUCCAAUUAAACCUCUGAAAAUCAAAAGAUUCCAAGACUGGAACCUGGCUGCUCUGUGUUCUUAAGUGCGGUCUUAAGACAAGUGCUAACUGCUGAGUUUGCUAUUAAACAAAAAAGGACCUAGCUUAGUGAUGCACCCUUUUAAUCCCAGCACUUGGGAGACAGAGUCAGGAAUUCUAGGCUAGCCUAGUUUAUCUAGUGACAGACAAAGCUACAAACCCUGUUUCUUUCUUUCUUUCUUUCUUUCUUUUUUUUAUUUUUUUCUUUCUUUUUUUUAAGAUUUAUUUAUUUAUUAUAUAUAAGUACACUGUCGCUGUUUUCAGACACACCAGAAGAGGGCAUCGGAUCCCAUUACAGAUGGUUGUGAGCCACCAUGUGGUUGCUGGGAUUCGAACUCAGGACAUCUGGAAGAGCAGUCAGUGCUCUUAACCACUGAGCCAUCUCUCCAGCCCCCGAGACCCUGUUUCAAAACAAAAACAAACACAGGCCCCAAAACAACAACAAAAAGGAGAUUUACUUAAGUCUUGGAUGAUAUUCUCUACUGCCCAUAGUGACGUCAAGUUUCCUGUCUUGGCCCCUCUGCAUAAGUGCCCUCCCCAGGCUAGAGGCAAACAUCUGUAUUGCCGCAACACUGUGUAUGUCUCUCUCACAAACACACACACCAAGCUUUUAGUUUGACCUUCCUUUACACUAUCAAGGAAAGACUAUUAUGUAACUCAUGCCACAGACUAAAAAGGACAAAGGAAAUCUAAAGACUUGUGUUUGAAUCGUAGCUCACUUCAUUUCUAAGAGCCUCCGUCUCUGACUUGUAACCUGGGGAAAACAACUAAAUUUGUAUGUCUAAUCAGUUUACGGACAGUAGUAACAGUUGAUAUCAAGUGCUCGAUCCCUAAGAAGUGAUCAAUAGUGUCUGCACCGCGUGCCGGCACGAACCCCGGUUGGUUGUGGGUCGCUAGGACUAGACUGAGAGCUUCCUGAGGUCCACGUAAAUGCUCCGCCGGCGCGGGAAAGAAGCUAAACUGGCCGGGUCCAGAAGGACUAGGCUCCAAUUCCCGGAGGGAAGAUCAACCAAGCGGACCCCACCUCCCGGAAGUGACGACACAGGGGCGAGAGGUGCGGCGGCCGGCCUUCCCGAGCCGGACGCGCGCAGGAUGGCGGAAGCGGAAGGGAGUUCUCCGCUCCUCUUACAGCCGCCGCCGCCCCCUCCUCGGAUGGCGGAAGUAGAGACGCCGACGGCGGCCGAGACGGACAUGAAGCAGUACCACGGGUCCGGUGGAGUCGUCAUGGACGUGGAGCGGAGCCGCUUCCCCUACUGCGUGGUAUGGACACCCAUCCCGGUGCUCACGUGGUUUUUCCCCAUCAUUGGUCACAUGGGCAUCUGCACAUCCACAGGAGUCAUUCGGGACUUCGCUGGCCCCUAUUUUGUUUCGGACAGGCCAGGAGGGCAGUAUGGCCAGAGGAAUCUUAAGUUACUGGUUCAGCCCUCUGUCCCCGUCCCUGGGUACCAAGACAUGGGUAGGGGUUAGAGGCAAGAGUGGAGUCAGACCAUCCCGGAACCACAUCUCUGGACCUUCAGAAG
Messenger RNA from Rattus norvegicus (Norway rat), 1943 nucleotides. Lineage: Eukaryota; Metazoa; Chordata; Mammalia; Rodentia; Muridae. The record is from RefSeq and is a predicted model, not a curated record.